Molecule: messenger RNA, 555 nt
Organism: Rhizopus microsporus ATCC 52813
Lineage: Eukaryota; Fungi; Mucoromycota; Mucoromycetes; Mucorales; Rhizopodaceae
Product: Mog1p/PsbP-like protein
Exons: 4
Coding region: 1-555 (184 amino acids)
Biological process (GO): protein import into nucleus
Cellular component (GO): nucleus
Molecular function (GO): guanyl-nucleotide exchange factor activity; small GTPase binding
Source: RefSeq, a predicted model, not a curated record
AUGAGUCGACCACUGUUUGGAGGUGCGAUCGUAUGCCCAAUUAGACCAUCCUUUUUGGAUGCAAGUUCUAUUCGACAAGUACCUGAUAACCAAGAAGUAUUUGUGGAUACAGAGACACAACAAAGCUUUAUUGUUGAGUUAUUAGAACCAGCAGACGCUCGAGAUCAGGAAAUUGCAAAAUUUCACUUUCAACAAUUAUGCGAAGACAAUGAAGCAGCCGAUUCGGUCAUUGUGUCUGUUGAACACUGUAAACCAGAGGAGAUAACACCGCUUUUACCAAAGGAUACGACGGAAGUCUAUCUCUUGCACGGCAAACAGAUGGUUGCAAAGUUUAAUGAAAAGGAUGCAUUAAAUACGAUAGAUAUAUUGCUCGCCGUGGUUCGAUUCAAUCAAGUCUCGACUGAUUGUGUGAUUUCGAUGAACGUCCCAGUCCAAGUUGCUGCAAACAGUAGUGAGGCUGAAUCAUUUACUCAAGCCAAUGUGGAUUUGGUAAAGCAAGACAUGAUGACCAUUCUGCAAGGUUUACAGGUGAAGGAUUGGAGUUUAUUUGGAUAG